This is a messenger RNA of Triticum dicoccoides, 1491 nucleotides long. Its product is annotated as GATA transcription factor 20-like. The transcript has 4 exons. The coding region runs from base 102 to 1106 and encodes 334 amino acids. The record is from RefSeq and is a predicted model, not a curated record. Gene Ontology annotation, molecular function: protein binding; DNA-binding transcription factor activity. Lineage: Eukaryota; Viridiplantae; Streptophyta; Magnoliopsida; Poales; Poaceae. Gene Ontology annotation, biological process: regulation of flower development. Gene Ontology annotation, cellular component: nucleus.
UCAUACACCAACAAUCCAUCCAUCCGGAUAUCCAUCUAUUCCUUCUUCCUCCUCUUAAAAGCCAAGAAGCAGAGAUCCAACAGUCAACAGAGAAGAAGAAGAUGUUCGCCGAUGCGGGCUUUAGCUUCUCCGCCUACUCUUCUGUGUUGUCGGGCUACUCCUACUCCUACUCCCCUGUCUUCUCCCAUCCCCACCCAGACUACUCCUCCUUCUUCUCUCCCUCAUCCUCUGCUGCACUGGCACAACCGCCGCUGCCACCCCUGCCUCUCCUGCACCAACAACAUCAAGUCACUGUUGUUGCCGCACCCAAAGACGUCGCCGCCGCCACCAUGUACCACCACCUUGGAGACAUGGGGCAGCCAUCCCUGAUAGCAGAGUAUGACCUGGGAGCAGAAGGCGACCUGUUCAAGGCUCCGGAGCCCAUAAUCGAGGAGCCGCUGCUCACCCUCGACCCCGUCGCCGCCGCCAUCUCCAUGAUGUCCGGCAGCGACAACGCCAUGAACGACACCAUCAAGGCCUCGGACAUGAGCCUGAGCGAGGCGUUGUACAAGUGCGAGAAGGAGCUCAUGGAGGACUCGGCGAUCGAUGAGACGAUAUCCGAGCUGCUGGACGCCAAGAUCCCCAUGCUGCAGGUCGAGGACGUGCCCGGGAAGCUCAGGGCAUCGUCGUCCACAGCCGCUGCCGCCGCCGGCGAGUGCUCGCUCCAGAAGAGCGUCAGCUCCGGGUGCCUCAACUCGGCCGACUGGAUCAACGGUUCGGCGGUGCAGCCCAACUUGUUCAACUUCCAAGGGCUCGACUUCGAGGCCGCAUUCGGGCUCCGGCGAGUCUACAGCGACGGUGACAUUCAGAUCCUUGGUGCCAACACCCCUCCAAUUGGGAUCGCGGCAAAUGUGUGCGCAUCUGGUGAGAGGCUUGUGACCAUCAGUGACCUGAAAAGUGAGGAAAGGAAACAAAAGCUCAACAGAUACAGGGAGAAGAAGAUCCAGAGGAACUUUGGCAGAAAGAUCAAGUAUGCUUGCAGGAAGGCUCUGGCAGACAACCAGCCGAGGGUGCGAGGGAGGUUCGUCAAGAUGGACGUCGGCGACAUGCUCAAGCCGAGGAAGUAGACCGCCAUGGAAGGCCACCGAGGUCGCUGCGAAGCUGAUGAGGAAGUUAGGCAAGGUUAUUGCAGGAAGCUGAUGAGCGCAUUGAGGUGUAGUGCGUAGGCGUCAAGCAUGUCAAGUUUGGGGUUCCUUCUUCACCAACAGCGGUAGUGAACCAUUCAGUCGCAAGGUCGCAUUCGUUGUUAUACUUGAGAGCACUACAUGUACUAAGAGGCGUCUCUCUCAUGGCCAAGAUCUUGUCUUCAACAUGAACAACCGUAGUACCGAGACUGAGAGUGUAGAGUUUAGGAGUGUCUCAUGUAAAAGAGUUUGCAUGGAGAGAAUUGAGGCUGUGUUAGGAGCAGCUGUUUUUGUCACUCAUGUAACUGAGGAAGUGGAUGGGACUAAA